Molecule: messenger RNA, 5980 nt
Organism: Carassius auratus (goldfish)
Lineage: Eukaryota; Metazoa; Chordata; Actinopteri; Cypriniformes; Cyprinidae
Product: A-kinase anchor protein 13-like
Exons: 27
Coding region: 245-3985 (1246 amino acids)
Biological process (GO): adrenergic receptor signaling pathway; positive regulation of canonical NF-kappaB signal transduction; regulation of Rho protein signal transduction
Cellular component (GO): actin cytoskeleton; membrane
Molecular function (GO): guanyl-nucleotide exchange factor activity; MAP kinase scaffold activity
Source: RefSeq, a predicted model, not a curated record
UGUGUUUUCUAGACAGAGGUGUGUGUAUGUGUUCAUAGCACAUUAUGUGUUUUAGUCUACUUCCUCUCUAUGCUUUAGUCUGCUCGUCUCUCUGGACAAACAUCUGAGACCACAAACACCGUUGCAGUCAUUUCCGCUGAUUUCAUUGUCUGAGACAGAGACUAACAGGCCACUUAAAUGAACAAGUUUAGCUAGACAUGUAGAUGUCGACAUGUAGAAACUACAGAAUUAAUUAAUGUGAACUAUGACUAACAUACUGAUCUGGAUCUCAAAACCUGAUGAGAGUUACAGCCUGGAAGGACUUGUAGCAGAGAAGGAAGGAAGGAAAAGCCUUAAUCAGUGCAUGGGGGAGGCCAGCCAGGAACCGAACUGUCCGUCGAAGCUGGACCGAGAAGAGAGAGGCUCACUUGUGUCCCUGACAGAAGAGGAACAGGAAUCAGAUCUGGGUGACUGCAGCAGUUUGGACAGUCAGAAGUCCAUCCAAUCUGGACAAAGAUGUGUCCCACCUUCACAAACCUUUCUCACCAAGUCUGUCUCCAUGUUGGCCAUCAGUCAAAAGGAUGUGGAUGCAAUCGGACGGCCGCGACCCAAGCGACGAAUCUCCUUCUCCUUCAGCAUCUCGCCCAUGCUCCCCAAAUCUAAAACACUCUUUUCUAUUGGCUCUUCAUCCAGUGAUGAGGAGGAGGCAGUCAGUACAUCAGGAUCUUUAGAGUACAGUAUAUCAGAGGAGGAUCCGGGGCCGUUGCGUAGUGACAGUGAAGGAAAAGUUGGAGGAACCAAAGUAAGCAGGACCUUCAGUUACCUCAAGAGCAAGAUGAGCAAAAAGAACAAGGAGAAGGAGAAGGACAAGAAUAAGGAGCGUGAGCGAGAUGCCAAAGACAAGGAGAAGAGAGCCUCAAACGGGCAUCUCUUCACUGCGGUCAUGGCAGUACCCACAAUCCCCUGCCAGCAGUGCAACAAAUCCAUCAACACUAGAGAUGCCUUUCUCUGCACCAGUUGCAAUGCACAGGUACACAAAGGCUGCAGAGAGAGUCUUCCUGUUUGUGCCAAGGUCAAAAUGAAGCAGCAAAAACAGCAGCAGACCGUUCCAGAUUCUGCUUCAACGCCUGGUGUCACGCUUAGAAGUAAAACCCUGCCUGCACGGGAUCGUCCGUGGUCUGCGAUCUCCAUUCCUGAUGAUCAACCCGCCCCUCUCGCCCCUCCUCGGAAAAGCCCCAGCAGUGUCAUGUCUUUCAACAGUAACCCACUGUCCAAGAGCAUGUCCAUUAAUAACAUUGCAGGACCAAUGGAAGACACUCCUUUAAAGAAUCUGAAGUUUCUGUCCCAAUCGACCGACUCUCUUCACAAGACCUGUAAAGUCAGUGAGUCCACAGAAUCUCUUACUGAUGAGGGUACAGAGAUGAUGGACAGUCAGUUGAUGGGAGAGUUUGAAGCUGAUGUCAAAGAUCUGGAAGCAGAUUCAUGGAGUUUUACGGUGGACAAGAAAUUCCUGAAACCACUUAAAAAGGAUGUGAUCAAGAGGCAAGAUGUCAUCUAUGAACUCAUCCAGACAGAAAUGCACCAUGUGAGGACCUUGAAGAUCAUGGCUGAUGUUUACAGUAAAGGGCUACUUAGAGAGGUUCAACUGGAGGCCCAGACUGUAGAGAAGAUGUUCCCCAUGUUAGAUGACGUUCUGGACUUGCACACACAGUUCUUCUCACAGCUUCUCGAAAGGAAGAAAGAGUCAGGCAGCCAUGAAGAGGGUGGCUUUGUUAUCCGAAGGAUUGGUGAUGUGCUGGUCUCUCAGUUCUCAGGUUCCAGUGCCGAAAGAAUGAAGAAGGUCUAUGGGAAGUUCUGCAGCAGACACAAUGAAGCUGUGAACUUCUACAAGGAGCUUCACACCAAAGACAAACGUUUUCAAGCCUUCAUUAAGAAAAAGAUGAGCAGCCCAGUUGUCCGACGGCUAAGCAUUCCUGAGUGUAUAUUGUUAGUCACACAACGAAUAACAAAGUAUCCUGUCUUACUACAGAGAAUACUGCAGCACACGAAUGAAAAUGAAGAAGACCAUGCAGAUGUAACCCAGAGUCUGAAGUUGGUGAAGGAAGUGAUUGCUGCCGUGGACAAUAAAGUGAAUGAGCAUGAGAAGAAAAAGAAGCUAAAGGAAGUGUACAGCAGGACAGACAGCAAGUCUAUUAUGAGGAUGAAAAGCGGGCAGAUGUUUGCCAGGGAGGAUCUGUUACGUGGGCAGAAGUUAAUUCACGAUGGGCAACUGCAGCUCAAGAAUUCUGCGGGCAGACUCAAGGAUGUCCAGGCUUUGCUGCUGAGGGACGUGAUUGUGUUCCUUCAGGAGAAAGACCAGAAAUAUAUUUUCGCAUCCUUGGACCAGCGCUCCACUGUCAUCUCCCUGCAGAAACUCAUUGUGAGGGAAGUAGCCAAUGAGGAGAAAGGAUUGUUCCUGAUAACGGCAGGCAUUGAGAAGCCUGAGAUGGUAGAAGUAUACACCAGCUCCAAGGAGGAGAGGAACACAUGGAUGCAGCUCAUUCAGGAGGCCAUGCAGUCAAUACUCUCGAUUUCCUCCAGGGAGGGUGAUGAUGAUGAAGGUGUGCCUAGUGAAAACGAAGAGGACAGAAGACUUCAAGAAAUCAAAGUCAAGGAGUUGAGAGAUCAGCUGCAUAAGAGGGAUGAGCAGAUCUUGACUUUACUGGAGGAGAAAGUGAAGUUGUUCAGGGACAUGUGUGACUGUGGCUUACCAGACGAGACCAUCCUUCGCAACCGAAUGCUCUUCAGGGCCACACCCGAUGACAUCACCAAAGGAGAGCCAAUCAUGAAAGAGGCUCUGAAGGAAGUUGAGACAUUGCAGGUUCUGGUAAAUGACAGUCUAGGAGCAGCGGUGCAGGAUGGCGUAUGUGCGGCGGGGCCCGUGACUUUGCCACGACGGGCGGAAACCUUCGGAGGCUUUGAUAGUCACCAGAUGAACAUCUCAAAGAGUAAAGAUGGAGACAGAGAGGAGACGGAAGACUCGGCAGAGCUCCGCAGGACUGAGUCAGACAGCGUUCUAAAGAAGGCCAGCAACGCCAAUCCCCUGCUACUCCUCAAGAGGAACAACGAGCAGGUUCUUCAGAGCGUCGCUCAGCUCCAUGACCUGCUGAACACAUUACAGGCUGUUGUCAUCCAGCAAGACACAUUCAUCGAGGACCAACGGCAUGCCCUCAGCGAACGCCCCCUUCCCUCUUCACGCCACCCAUCCGUCUCAUCCCUUAACUCCAUCUCUUCCUCCUCUUCAUCACGGCCCAGCUCACUUAUUGAGCAGGAGAAACAGCGGAGCCUUGAGAAGCAGCGGCAAGAAGUGGCCAGCCUUCAAAAGCAGCAGGCCGCCCACGCCGAGGAGAGGAGGCGCAGGGAAAAAGAGUGGGAAGUGCGGGAACGGGAACUGGCCCAGAGGGAAUCGCAGCUGCAGACCCAAGAGGACGAAACACAGAGAAGAUGGAAGGAGCUAGAAGAGGACAAGCAAGACCUGCAGAGUAAAAAAGAAGAGUAUCAGAGAGACCUGGCGCGACUCAGAGACAGCCAGAAGAGACUAGAGAGAGAACGAGAGCAAGUUCAGAGAGAGGCAGAGCAGAUCAGACAAAUGGAGGAGUUAAGGAAGAAUCGGACCCCUUCCAGCAUGUCUGAGGACUCUUCAAAGUUCCAGAGCACGGAUUCAUUGGAGCCCGACCCCUCAGAGGUGGAACUCUCCUCGUCUCCGUCUGCCAGAGACUUCCUGUCCCGCAUGGACUCCAAACGCAAAGGGAAGAACCUCAAUCCAUUCUCCUCCAAUUCAAGCCAGAAAGGCCAGAACAGCGAGGCGCAGAGCCAGAUCCCCAGCCGCCUGCUACAGCUGGCCAAAUCCAAGGAGAAGAAGGACAAGAAGAAGAAGAAGGGAAAGGGGCAGCAGAGCCAGGCUGCAGAUUCUCCGAGCACUGUGGUUCCAGGCUCUACCCCGGACGGAGAGAUCUUUUUCUGCUGAUUCGGCCCCCUCUUCAUCUUCCACUAUCCCACAAUCCCUCCAGGCAGGGCUGCUGGUCUCUGGUCAUGGACUUAUAAACCAGAGUAAGAAGCACAUACCUGUGGUCUCGAUGGGCGUCAGGCCUGGACAGGAAGUUUAUAGGGAUUGUUUCCUGAUUUUCAGCGGCCAGCAUACUGCAGUGCCUUCCAUCCCUCACAUACACCUAUGAACCCGAGCAGGGACCUGGAGCACAAGUUUGGGUCAGAUAAACCCACCGCAGGCACUUUCUCACACACAGACUUCCUGUGAAAAUCAAAAAGAUAUAUAACAGCAAGUGGCAUCACGCUGAGAGACAGCAACAUUCAGUUUCUGAAGGACAUCUGACUAAUGAAGAUACUAAUAAUCGAAGUGAGUGGAGUCAAAUUGCAGUUUGCAAUGCAGUGACUAAGUAUCUAUAUGUUUCCAUCCUUUUCUUUCAACCCCGUCAUGUUACAAUGUGCCUAGUUAAUAAUGGACCAGGCUUGUUUUUAAAUAGAGUCACAAGGUUUUAUUUCUUUUAAAAAGGUCACAAAAUAAUUUUUAUGAAUAGAAGGGAUGCUUUGGAAAACAAUUUAGUGAGCAUGAAAGAAAUGGAAGCGCAAAAGAGUGUAACAAAUAUUCUCUUUUAUUUAUUUAUUGUUUUUGUUAACCACAUUUCCAUCCCUAAAUGACUGAAAAUUCAUGUUUCACUUAAGAAAAAAAAAAAAGUUUUAUUGUGACUCUAAAGGCUUCACAAAACUUUUGCGUUUUUUUUUCCUUAGCACUUUAUAAGCACACGUUGAGUGGGAAAAAACAGCUGGCUUUAAAUUGAGACAAUCGAUCAGCUCCACUUAACUGGCAAACUGUCUCCUAUGUGCGUGCAAGGUUUUAUUUGAUAAUCUUUUACAGUACCAUAUGAAUGUUAUGUAAAUUUGUUAAACCAAACAGAAAGCUAGCUUUCAUAUUAAGCUACCAAAAGAGCGGGUGCAGUAUUGCUGCAGUAUUUUCUUUUCUUUUUUUUUUUUAAGAUUAUUAAACACAAUUUGAAGGAGAUGAGGGAUUCAGUUUUAUGUAGGUUAACAAAUUCAAGUUUUAUAAGCCACAAAGUAUCUAUGCUCAAGCCAGAAAUGUUGAUUUAAAGUAAAAGUAUGAUGAUUGUGUUGGUGUAUUAAACGCUUGGUUUGUACACUCAAAAAAACUAGAUUUUAGCCAAUCAAAGCCCUCGCCUGCUGGCCAGGCUUACCGUUCUGUUGAACAUGAGGAAAUAUUUUAAGAAAGGGGAAAUUGCGCAGAAAAAAAAAGUGUUAAUUUAAGCUUUAUGCUCUGGUUUUAUUUUUCUGCCAUUAAACUUCUACCUAACACGCCUCUCUAAUGCUUUAGAGUGAUGAAUGUCUCGUGAUUCAUUUAUUGAUCAGUUCACUCUGACCUCUUGGGAUUUAAGAUAUUCAUUCCGAGAGAUUUUUGUUAUCCGUCAGCAUAUUCAGCAUAACAGCUGCUGACGCUGACAUUCUGCAUGCUGGUAUGUUAUGGUGCUAAACCGAGAACUGAAAGCCUCGACCGACAGAGGGCGCUGUGGGAUGUUCAAGCGCUGUUAUUUCCUUUGUCUCUCCUGAAGCGUAACACACCUCAGACUUUACCAAACGCAUUGUUUUGUCGGAGAACUGAACAACGCGCGUACGUUAAGUAGCCUUAAAUAUUUCACAGAUUCUGCAGUGUUUGGCAGUUCCUUUUUUAUCGACAAAUCUUCUUUCAGGGAAACAUAGAAGUCCAAAUGAAUUAUUACUAGCGCAAUUAAAGAUAUUCGGAAGUAUUCUCGCUCAUUUGACUCAUGUUGGCUGCCAUGAGAAAUGCACUAAAGAAGAAUCCAAAUCGUCACGUUAAUGCAAUUCAAACUUAGGUCUGCUUCACGCAGCGGACCCUUAUUGUAUGUGGACACUAUAUAAUUUCCAUUUUCAGAAGUUAAAUUGAUUGUUUUGCUGACACAACACUUUAAAUACA